AUGGAGAGACCGUUUGCACUUCCCUAUGAUGUAUCACCAAUAUACCAUCCGUUUUCAAAGCUAACUAUGGAUCACUCAAUGAUGCCGGUAAUUUCAAUAACCCGAACUCGGCGUUGCUCUGUUAGUUCCCCACUUCGAUUUACUCGUACAUUUUCUGAAGAUUCGUUGGAUUCGUUGGAGAAGAAUGGUCGGAAAGAAUUGAGAAGGCAACGAAUCAUGGAGAACGGUAGCAGUAUUGAUCAGGAGAAAAAUUGUCUGAGUCCCCUUACUCAUACUACUUGCCCACAUUUGGGUCAAAUGGGUCGUUCAAGAACCGAAUGUCCAGAGGUGGAGAGUCUUCGUCUUCCGCUUAUGGCUAAACGAUCUGCAGGAGAUCUUUCGUGUCCACCAUCACCGACUCGUCGCAAUUUGAACGAAGUCAUCGGGUUGACUGCAUAUCAGCAAAAGCUUCUCACUCAAAGCUGGCCAAACAUCUUCACCACCGGAGCCAGCGGCCCAUUUGCUAACAGCCUGUUUGCCACAUUGAGUGCACGGAAUGCCAAAGCAAAGGAGCUGCUGACAAAGGCCAAUGGAGUAGCUGUAUUUGCAAAAAGCGACAUGGACUGCAGCAUGAUGCACUGUCGGGUUACUGUAGAAGUGUUGGAUACUGUCAUCAAAAACUUGGACGCUGAUCACUCUCGUGUUACUCAGUACCUGACCGAAGUCGGAAAACAACAUCGUCAUCUGAAAGCAGAGGGUCUCUCGAGUGCUGUCUGGGAUGAUCUAGGUGAUACAAUCAUGGAUUGUGCUCGUCGUCGGUGUGAGGCAGUUAGAAAGCACAAAGAACUCAGACGCGCAUGGUUGGCAAUCAUCGCCUACAUUAUGGACAAUCUUAAACAGGGACAGUCAGUAACUCGAGCCAGCUCUAGCUACGACUUGACCAAUGAUUCGUCUAAAAUUCCAUGCUCAAAGAAGAACUCGGGCAACUAA
Molecule: messenger RNA, 969 nt
Organism: Caenorhabditis briggsae
Lineage: Eukaryota; Metazoa; Nematoda; Chromadorea; Rhabditida; Rhabditidae
Gene: Cbr-glb-24
Product: Protein CBR-GLB-24
Exons: 7
Coding region: 1-969 (322 amino acids)
Molecular function (GO): oxygen binding; heme binding
Source: RefSeq, a predicted model, not a curated record